UCUGAGAAAUCCACGAUGGAGUUAUCCGAUCUUCCGAACGAGAUUUUAGGUAAAAUCUUCACCUUUCUUCCGGUGGAUGAGCUCGUCCUUGCGGCCCGUGUGUGCACCGCGUGGAGCAGCGUAAUUCGUACCUUUAUCCUGCCAAAGCAUGCCACGCUCCACGUUCGUCCCAUUCAUCCUGUUACGCAUCAGCUGGUUGCCAUGGAAACCGUCCUGGCGGCGCAAUCUGUUCACCCAUUCCCUAAAUCCAACCUGAAGCUCACCAUCGCGAACUAGCAGCUUGCGCAGCGGGCCGAAUUUGGGCAGUUUUUUCAGCUGCAAGGACACGCGUUAAAAUCGCUCACACUUCAGUGCACGCAGCUGAUGGCGGAAUUAUUGGAAGUGUUUACAACGCUCUCCAAUCUCGAACGGUUGUGCAUCAUCAGUGAAUCGGAAUCCCCGUACGGUUCGAUUCCCGCUAACGUUCAAACGGCCCUUACGUCGCUAAAAUCGCUCAAACACCUCAAGUUGCACCUGCCCUCGUACGGAUUGCUGCGCAAUCUUAGUUUCCUUGGCGGAGCGAAGCUCGUGUCGCUAUCCUUUGAACGGUUCGAGAUGGAGCUGCAUCACCUGAAGCAACUGCUCGACGACCACCACAGGACACUCCGUGAGCUGACCGUUCGGGUGGAGGAAAUGAAACCGCUCCUGGCGCUGUUGAACUCGUACACCGGGAUGGAACUGUACAAGCUCAACCUGAAAAGCGCCGGAAAUGAGGACGAUUUUUCCGAUGGCCUAAUACUGCUGUUCGAAAAGCAACCGCAGCUUCGGUCACUUACGAUCGGCUCGGAACUGUCACUGCGAGCCGUUGAUGCACUGCCCAAGAAGCUGCUCUACCUGCAAGAGCUGGAGCUUAUCGCGGAAAGCAUCAACAACUGCAGGGCACUCGGGGAACUGCGGCAUCUGCGGCGACUGACGAUGUGCCUGUACGAUGUCCGCGCUUGGGACGAGACGGUGCAGAUUGACGGUGUAACAGAGCUGUCGCUGGCCGUCACCUUCCCACUUAUUUCGCCGGCCAUAUUUUGUUCCUUUCCCAACCUGCACCGGUUGUACCUGGAGGACGUGGAUGACGAUUCGCUGAUGCGGGACAUCGUCGUCGUACGCACGCUGAUGGAAAGCAUGCGGAACGUGCGCAUCCUGGAUCUGGAGAACUUCGUGUUUAAGGAACGCGAGAUCCUCAACGACGGUGUGCUGCGAUUCGAGGAAAUGGACCGCUUGGAGUGUCUAAAGUACAGCUGUCGUGACAUGUCCGAUGCCUCGCUGUUGACGCUGAACCUUCCAAACCUACGAGAACUGUAUCUCACGCAUUGUCCGCACGUAACGACCAAAGGUGUGGCUUCGUUAGUACGCAACUGUCCCCUGCUCGAGCGGCUUCACUUCGAAUCGAACAAACGGGGCUUCGAGGACGACGGACUGGAGUUGAUCACACGCAAGUUGACCCGUCUGCGGGCGCUGGUUCUGGUAAACCUUCGUGCCCUCACCAACGCGUCCGUUGAUGCAAUCGUUGCCAAUUGCUUCAAUCUCUUGGAUAUAACCAUAUCGCAUUGUGUUGGAAUCAAGCUGGAGAAGGCGCAAGCCAUUGAGAUGCUGUCGUCGGUGAAGUCGUUGAAGAACUUAAUCUAUAGCUAAGCGAGCAGAACCCUGUUAGUGAUAAGCGAAAUGCAAAAGUAUUCUACAUGCAUCCAUGACAUGCACGAUAGCUUCAUGCACUUGCU
Messenger RNA from Anopheles nili, 1751 nucleotides. RefSeq lists its product as uncharacterized. Gene Ontology annotation, molecular function: protein binding. The transcript is spliced from 3 exons. The record is from RefSeq and is a predicted model, not a curated record. NCBI's taxonomy places the organism in Eukaryota, Metazoa, Arthropoda, Insecta, Diptera, Culicidae. Gene Ontology annotation, cellular component: SCF ubiquitin ligase complex. Gene Ontology annotation, biological process: SCF-dependent proteasomal ubiquitin-dependent protein catabolic process.